Molecule: messenger RNA, 4884 nt
Organism: Durusdinium trenchii
Lineage: Eukaryota; Dinophyceae; Suessiales; Symbiodiniaceae
Source: the annotation of a GenBank genome assembly
AUGGAGAUUUUUGAUCUCACCCAAGGUGACUCCAAUGAGGAGCAAGAGGGAUCCGAGGCAGAAGAUGAGACCUCGGAGCUGACCAUCUUUGCAGUGACAGAGAUUGCCGAGACCUAUGAGGCAAUGGAUGACGAGGAGACCUUCUAUGACUGUGAUGAGGAGUUGAAGGAUGAGUUGAAGCCUCCAUCGAUGGAAGAGACAGAAGCCCAAACCUCAGGACACAGAGAUGAUGGAGAGGCCAAGGCCAUGGUUGAACCUAUGAAGAUUUGCAUGAUCAAGAAUGUUGUGGCCUUGGAAGUUCCCUCCGUCAUCAUGACGAUUGACUCCGGAGCAGAUGUGUCAGUGGCCCCUGAACGGUUCUACAACCUUGGAGUUCCAGGUGCAGGCAAGCCCAUUGAAAUGAUCGAUGCACAAGGAGCCAAGAUCUGCAGCAAAGGCAACCGCCGUCUACGACUUCAAGCCCAAACUCGUGAUGGUGAGGUGAUUGAAUUCAUUGAACAAUUUGCAUUGGGAGUUGGUGUGACCCAUCCACUUUUGAGCUUUGGACGCCUUCUGAAGCAGGGAUGGGGACUUUCCAAAGAUGAUCAUGGUCUUUUCCUUGAACACCCAGAGAAGACCGUGAAGAUUCCAGCAAGGUUGGAACGAAAUUCGCUUGUUAUGGAUGUGAAGAUUUGUGCAGUUCGAGCUGAAGGAGACGAACCAGAGGAACUGCAAGUCAAUGCAGUGAGUGGAGGACGAGAAGAAGCAGUUGAGAGUGGUGGUGAUGCAAGGCCGCCAGAGCAUCCAUCCACGCCAGCAGGUGAGAGUGCCGCAGCAGCAUGUGAGAAAGGUGAUAAUGAAGAUGAUGAUGUGACAAUGGAGCUGAUGCAUCAAUUGUCAAAUGAAGAUGAUCCUGGUCAAGAUGAAAGUCGGUCACCAGGUUACACCACAGAGGAGUCCGGCGACAUCAUGGUGAAAGGCAGCAGCAGUGAAGAUGGUAAGGUGAAGGAGAAGUUGGCCCGUUGGGAGCGCUGGAACUUCAAGUUCAAGGAGGUGAAGAAAGAACCAGUUGAGUUGGCAAGCCCUGAAGAGCAAGUUCGGCCAGUCCGUGGAGCACCUCGACAGCUACACGGAUACAUAUCACGUGAACUGGGCUUGUUAGAGCGACUUCCAGGUCUGAUCAAAGACUACUUCGUCGUCACUUCGGAGGUUCCCGUCAGCCAAUAUCCAUUGCUGAAUGGAGAGCCAGCAUCAUGGCCAGAAGAUGAGCAGGAAGACCAAGAAGGUGGCGAAAUCCCAUGGCUGGCAGCUGGAGGAGGAGAAAGGCCAGAGAUUGCAGAAGAUGUGCAUUUUGUUGAUCCUGAUGAGCUUGAGGUCAGCAUCGAUGAACUGACGUUCAACAAGGACAACAAGCUGAAAGAUCUCCAGGACAUGUGUCGAAAGCUUGGGUUACCCACUUCAGGGUCAAAGGUGAAGGUGCUGAGAAGAUUGCAACAAUACAAGCACCAUGAGGAGGAGAAGAUUGCCUACGAAAUUGCACAGCGUCUCUACAGUGAGCAGAGAAGAGAAGCAAUCCCUGUGAAGACACCCAAGCUGCCGACCAAGCAUGAACAAGAGCUUCAUCAGCUCACACAUUUGCCCUUUCAGGCCUGGUGUCAGCAGUGUGUAGCAACAAGAGCAAAAGAGGAUGUGAGAACUGAUGCUGACACUGCAGAUCGCAAGGAUCGUGGCCGCAACGUGAUCAGCUUUGACUAUGGCUACACAUACACCUCUGGAGCAGCUGAAGAAAAGCAAUGGGGAACUGCACUCUACGUAGCUGAAUCUGAAUCCAAAGCAGUGUUGUGCAUCCCCGUCCAGGCCAAGGGCAGUCUGUCGCUCAGGCAGAUUACAGAGGAGUUGACUCGCUUCAGCAUGCAAGUGUGCAACACACAGCCCAUCGAUGCUGAAGGAAAUGAGAUGAUCGAGCAAGAGGCCAAGACUGUUGGUGAAGAUGUUGCAUUGGGCAUGUAUGGCCAUGGUCCAGACACUGAGGAUGUGAGCCCAAAGCGUCAGAAGACAGCUGAAGCAGGCAAGCCAGAAACCUCAAUGGAGACAGAACGGCAUACACUAGGAAGCAGCUCAGUGACGACUUUGCCUCAAGGGUCAUUGAAGAGAGAACUGUUUUCAUUGCCUUGGGAUGCUGAAGAUGAUGAGAAGCUGCGAAUGAGUCCCAAGAAGAAGGUGCGAGCCAUUCAAGAAGAGUUUCCAGGAGGUGAUGACAUGCUGGCAGAAGAAAUUUUGCAGUCAGCCCUGAACGAUGUGAGUGAAGAUGAAGAAGGAGAAGGUCAUGCAAAAGAACGACCUCCAGAUGUGUCAGAGGAGGAACUAGCAGCCUUGGAUGAUGAGGCAUGUCGCCACGAAGAACGCCGCCUGGAGCAGAUGGGAGUUCUGGAGAAGGUGAAAGAUGGCGAACCCGACGAAGAAGGAGAAGAGCCAGAAGAAGAGCAGCAGCCGCAGCAAGUGGAACACGAGACUGACAUCGAGAAGGUGAACAUGCAAUGGCAGAUCGUGCGGCUAGAAGUGGCACUGGCAGAAAAAGAUGAGUAUUUGAAGGAGAUGACAGAAGAGAAGGAUAGAAUGAUGCAUGAGUACCUGAGGUUUGCGGACAUGAAUGUCAACCUCAGGGGUCAGCUAGAAGAUCUUCGAGAAGAGAAUCUUGGACUGACCAAUCGACUUCUUCGCAGAGGAGGAGGCCAUGAUGAGAAAGAACAAGAAAUCCAGAGGCUGGAUGAAGAGAUCAAGCAGUUGAAAGAAGUGAAUGUGCUGCUGAAGGCACGCAUUGACGAGAUGAACCAAGCAUCGAACUCGAGGCUGAAAGAAAGCCUUGAUGGUGUGAAGUUCGAAAUGGAGCGAAAGCAAUGGAUGAUGACGCAUAGUGGUGAAUGCUACCACUCAGAGACAUGUUCACACGUGGCCAAUAGAGCCAAGAAGGUGAUUCGUCCCUGUCCGUACUGCGUGCCCACCACCAUGAGGGCCGUGACAGGAUUUGAAGCCGCGGCGACGGCGCAGCAACUCUCCUCCGCAGCGUGGGGGGGCUGCAGCGGCGGCUGCUGGACCUGCUGGCUCCCCUAUGGAGCCGGGUGGCAAUCCGUGGGCACUAUGAAAGACCACGUGGAUGCACACCUCUCCGGCGCACUACAGGGUGAUAUCCCCCCGGCAUGGUUGCAAGCCCAGGGGCGACAACGGUGCCCGGUUUGUGGCCUCAGCGUGUCCAUCCGGCAUGGCACUCACCCCACUUGCCGGCCAUUGGCCCGUGCAGCAGUGGGCCAUGCGGGGGAACCGCGUGCUGCUGGCCUCGUUCUGCCUGGCGUUGAUGAGAUCCAAGCCAGCCAGACCCCCACUUUGCGGCAUAUCCCGCAAGCAGCCAGGCAUUUGUGGGGGCAGGCUCUCACCCGGUGCUUAGCGUCCGUGGUGCGUCACAAUGACGCCACCGCUUGGCAGGAACUGCUCAUGCUCCCUAAAACGGUGCUGGAUGCACCAAAGCGGGGGGGCCGACAGCACCAGAAGGCCGUGGCUUCCUACACUUUGGAUAGGCUGCAGAGAUGGCAGGCGCUGCGUGGCUUGCACCCUCCCCAUGCUCCGCCUGUGGCCCGGGCUCUGCAUGAUUUACUCUUGGCCCCAGAAGUUGUUCCUGAUGCUGUGGCGAAGGCCUUGAGGUCCUUCCCAGCAGGCCUUCAAGCCGUUCAGCAAGCUGCGCGGUCUCUUGGGCUGACUUUGAACUUGGACAAGUGUGAGCUGGUUGCUGUCGGGCCCACCUCGGCUGCUGCCCUCACCGCCAAUUUCCCGGCCCAGCUGCUUGCAGAUUCGCAAGGGAAUAGCCGUGUGCUUCGCAACUUUGAUUUGCUUGGCGCUGCCAUUGGUGCUCCUGACUAUGUAGAUGAGCAUACCCAGCAGCGGGUGCAUGCAGGCAAGCAGCUUUUGGACGCCAUCGCAUCCUUGGAGGAUCCGCAGGUGGGGCUCCGCUUGCUCCGGGCCUGCGCGGGGCAUUGCCGCCUUGUUCACAGCAUGCGAUGCAACCCCCCAGCCGCCCAGAGGUCUGCGCUGCUUGCAUUUGACGCUCAGGUUCGGGCUUGCUUUAGCAGAGUCACGGGCUUACAUCUGGAUGUGUCGCAGUGGGGCCAAGCCUCCCGUGGUUUUGGCCAUGCAGGGUUGGGCUUGCGGGCCACAGCUGCGGACGGUCCUGUAGCUUACUUGGCCUCCAUUGGCGGCUGCGCGGCGGCUUGCUCUGACCUGGACGCAGCUUACCCAGCUGCACACUUGCAGUCGUUGCCCGCUGUCGUCCAGGCUUUGGCAGCCUUCAAUGAGCAAUUGGUGGGGGGCUCCCUCACUGCCGGGGCUGUCCUGGGGCAGAAGCAAAAAGCUUUGGCUGGCAUGGUGGAUUCUGCCUUGGGCCUGCCUUUCUGGCUCGGGGUGGCGGAAGCUUCUUCCGACACUUGGUGCCCUCGGUGCGACUCGGUUGUGCUCCGCUGGGCAGACCGGGCUGGCUUGCAGCCUGAGCGGGAAGACCCGAAGUGUUGCUCCCUCAGCGACCUGAAGACAGCGGGCAAGGGAGGUGGGGUUGCAGCUGCAGCCUAUGCCCGAGUGAAGGCCCAGCGCUUGCAAACUGCCAUUGUCUGUGAAAGGCAAGGGGUUCGCUUUCAGCCUGUGGUCUUCGAGUCCACCGGUGCUUUUGACGCAGCUACGGGCCAUGUCUUGCAGCAGCUCGCCCGCGCGGUCGCAGCUCGCGCCGGAGGUGAUGCUUCGGAGCUGCGUGGCCAACUCCUGCAAGAGUUGUGUAGCACCGUGAGGGCCUUUCGUGCCCGUGCGCCGAGUGGAGCUUGGCGAGCAGCGGCUGCAGUGCUGCGCGCUCCAGCGGAGGAGUCCUGA